AUGUCCGAAGAAAACGAUAAAGUGAAACGAAGUCACAAUGAGAAAGGGAGCCCAGCAGGGAAGCGACGAAAGAUUGAAACCGAAGGAAAUGAAGAAGCAAGUCGAUUGAAUAUUGGUCGUUUAAUAAUCAAUUUUUAUUUUCAGAAAAUCACCAAUAAUUCGUCCGAGUCGGUUAACGAGAAAGUACCUGAUAUAUGCCAAAAGUUGUUGGAGAAACUGGAAACUCUCGAAAAAUCUAAUAUGGAAAUUGUCGAAAAACUUCGAUCGGCUGAAGAAGAAAUCAAGAAACUUACACGAAAACAUGAAGAAGAUGCUGUCGAGAAGAAACAAACUGAAGAGACGGCAAACGGCAUCGAGAAUUCAGUCACUCCAUCAGAGACUUCUGAUGAAAAAUUAUCUCAGAUAUUUCCAAUGACUGCAAAAUUUUUUGUGCUGAAAAAUGUCUUCACAAAUGUUCAGGAUAUGAAAGAAGGAGUCCCAAAGUUUGGCACAGAAGAAGAACAUUUUGGAGUGUCAUGGCAAUCACGUCUGUGUAAACAAAAUAACAAGCUCGCCUUAUGUUUAAAAUGUGUCAAAUCAUUGAGUGACGAGAAAUGGUUGAUUACAUCAGAUGCUCAAUUCACAUUCGUUUCAACAAACGGAAAAUGUCAUUCUCAUUUGAUGAGUCGUUCCCAAGGAAAUGCGAAUGGAAACAACAAAUUUGAUGCUUACGGCGCGAAUUUCAUCGAUUGGAGUGAAAUGAAAGAAGAUUUUCUCAAAGAUGGCAAGCUGGCCGCUGAGAUUCAUGUGAAAAUCAAGGAGAUGACAGGAAUUUAUAAGAAUGAAUUGAAAAGUUUCGGUGAUGAAAUGAAAUCAUUUUCUGAUGUUGUUCUUGUUGUCAAUGAGAAGAAGUUCUACGUGUCAAAAUUGUACCUCGCUGGACAUUCUCCAUACUUCAAAUCACUUUUCUUAGGGCAUUUUCAAGAAUCGAAGAAAUCUGAAAUCAAAUUGACUGGAAUCGAUGCGGACGAUUUUCAGAACUACCUGGAAGUUCUCUACGCAGAACAUUCUAUUGAUGAGUUCACUGUCGAGGGAAUCCUCUUGGUGGCCGACAUGUACGAAACUCCACUGGUCCUUCGAAAGUGCGAAGAGUUUCUCCUCAAACAAUCGAAAAAGACGUUGAAGAAGAAGUUACAAAUGUCAACUCGAUGCAAUUUGGAUGCUUUGAAGAAGCAAUGUUUCAUUGAAAUCAAAUCGAUCGAUGACAUAAAAUCUGUUAUUCCUGGAAAUAUUCACGACAUGGAUCCAUCUGUAACCGCGGAACUUCUAGAGAAGUGUCUCGCUCUUUGUUAA
Caenorhabditis remanei is the source of this 1332-nucleotide messenger RNA. RefSeq lists its product as uncharacterized. Gene Ontology annotation, molecular function: protein binding. The transcript has 6 exons. The record is from RefSeq and is a predicted model, not a curated record. Lineage: Eukaryota; Metazoa; Nematoda; Chromadorea; Rhabditida; Rhabditidae. The coding region runs from base 1 to 1332 and encodes 443 amino acids.